AUGGGCGCGACCCCUCAAAUUACGCCCUUAAAUAAAACAGCGAUAAAUUCGGAUGCUAAGAGAAAAACGAACAGCCGCAACGCCUACGAUGUGGAACCGCUGCCAGCACCACGCCAUUCACGGUGGAAAGCCAAAUGGGCGAAUGGGGAGCCUCCUCGUGUAGUUCCCGCAAUGCAUGCUUUGGAAGAGGAAGUAGAGGAGAGGGAAGAUGACGACGACGAUGACGACAGUUGGGUGGACGAGGAGAGUCGCCUUCGUCCACCAGCCCUCCCCAUAAACUUCGAGGCUGCUCUCGCCGGGUUACCCACUGAGGACCCUGCAACGCGCACCAGGCGCCUACGACCACUACAGUACCCCCUCUACGUGAAUGUCGCCGGUGACCAUGAUGGCAUAGGAGGCGAUAUCUACGAGCGGGCCAAGUCGUACGGAGAUACAAGGCCAUUAAGGACGAUGGAUCAAAACAUUCCUGAGGAAGAACUACCAGACACUCUUUUGAUCCGCACGCGUCGUCGCACAAUGAGUGGGGUGACUGGUUUUCUCCCACGCAGUUCAACUCUCUCCUCCAGCUCCAUUUGGUUUGGGGACCAUCCAGUCCCAACGAAGACGCAGAUCUACGCCGCGGAGCAAUCGCCCCUGCGUCUUUCCAGCAUACAGUUGCAGGCGCAGGCGGAAAUUGCACGGCGUCGCUCCCGCAACAACUUGGCGGCACGCAGCCUCAUCAGCAUCGGGAAUGGCGGGGGUGGUGGCACACGGCGUAGCCGUAGCCUUGAGCGCCUGCGAGCACUAGGGCCCUCCGCAUCGGCGCUCUACGGUCCUACCGGUAGGAGGAUGCACGGCGGUGCACCGAUAGUAGAGCGCGCCAUCAAACGGCACGCGAGCAAACGCGAUGGCUAUGAGACGCUCUCGCUGGUCCACGUACCGAGACUGGAGGAGCAGCCCUCUUCUGUUAUCACCGACACUGCUGCAGAACAGCGUGAAUUGCGCCGACCCGCGUCCUCUGCCUCGAUGGCAAGGUAUUGGACCUCAACGGGGACUUCGCAGAUGAAUGGUGUCCGGAACCGAGACGAAGCGCGGUCCUUAAUCGCCCAGGCAGCUGUUGACCUCGCUGUGCAUACCUAUGACGCCUCAGAGGUUUAG
Echinococcus granulosus is the source of this 1137-nucleotide messenger RNA. RefSeq lists its product as hypothetical. Lineage: Eukaryota; Metazoa; Platyhelminthes; Cestoda; Cyclophyllidea; Taeniidae. The record is from RefSeq and is a predicted model, not a curated record. The coding region runs from base 1 to 1137 and encodes 378 amino acids. The transcript has 5 exons.